AUGCAGACGAUUAAAUGUGUUGUCGUCGGAGAUGGAGCCGUCGGUAAGACGUGCCUCCUGAUCAGCUACACGACAAACAAGUUUCCGUCUGAGUACGUGCCGACCGUUUUCGACAAUUACGCCGUGAGUUUUUCGAAAGAAACAAAGCAUCAGAAACCCAGAAGUGUUUCAGGUGACGGUGAUGAUUGGCGGCGAGCCGUACACUCUAGGAUUGUUCGACACCGCCGGACAGGAAGAUUACGAUCGAUUAAGGCCGCUCUCGUACCCGCAGACGGACGUAUUCCUUGUGUGCUUCUCCGUCGUCGCCCCAGCUUCCUUCGAGAACGUCCGAGAAAAGGUACAAAACUAGAAUAUCUUCUCUGUAAUCACGUAUUGUUACAGUGGGUGCCGGAGAUUUCCCAUCACUGCUCGAAGACGCCGUUCCUGUUGGUCGGAACCCAGGUUGAUCUACGAGACGAUCCAGGAAUGCUCGAAAAGCUGGCGAAGAACAAGCAGAAGCCAGUGUCGACCGACGUCGGAGAGAAGCUGGCGAAGGAAUUGAAGGCGGUCAAAUACGUCGAGUGCUCCGCGUUGACGCAAGUGAGUCAUUCAUUGAAAACAAGCGGGAACCAGUUCUUUCUCACUUCCUGAUAAAAAAUGAAUAAGAUAAAGUCUGAAAAUGCAUAAUGAUUGUUAAUUUCUGCAGAAAGGCCUAAAGAACGUCUUCGACGAGGCAAUUCUUGCCGCUCUGGAUCCACCACAACAGGAGAAGAAGAAGAAGUGCACCAUUCUCUAA
Caenorhabditis sp. 36 PRJEB53466 is the source of this 775-nucleotide messenger RNA. The record is from the annotation of a GenBank genome assembly. Lineage: Eukaryota; Metazoa; Nematoda; Chromadorea; Rhabditida; Rhabditidae.